GUUAGUUUGGAAGUGUUGUAGCGGCCUGUCAGAUAAUAGCUAUAGCAAAGCAUGGCGUCCAGUAGCAGUGUUGAACUUUCUGAGCUACAGCUGAAGUCAACUAGUGAAUUGUGUGAAUUUCUGCGAACACUUUCAAUUCCGGAGGACGUUGUUGACAAAUUUGAGAGUGAGGGAAUUUGUGGUGAAGUUCUACCACUAUCAUUGGCAGAAUUGAUGGAACUGGCACCUCGUAUCGGACCACGUCGAAUACUGCAGAAGCGAAUCCCUCAGCUCCUUGGAUACUUGAAUGCAGAAUUGGAUGACACGUCUGCUGUUUUUCAUGAGAAGAACAUCACCUCUUCUGAAGGUUCUACUUUGGCAGACCAGAGCACAUGCACAGCAAGUAGUCUGCAGAGCACAGCAAGUACAUGUAGUAAGGAGAGCACAUGUGGUAACUCCAGCAGUGCAGGAGUUGAUUCUGCUGGAAAAUCAUCAGAUGAUGCAAUCAUUCUGAUUGAAAGGGACAUCUCUGAUACAGUGAAGUUGUCCUAUCCCUGUGAACUGCCAAGGUUUUCCAAGGUUGUGCACAAGGCUCUGCAGACAGGAAGUGUCUACAAGGAAUGGGAUCAAUUCGUCAGAGAAUCAGCAAUUUUUUACUUGCCAGAUAUGCCAGCUUCUGAUGGAUUAGCUCGGAUUGCUUACCAUAGCAUCGGUAGAUCCAUGUUCGAUGCGUUUCCUUGUAUUGCCAGUGCUGGACAAAAUGCUUGGUCUCACUUCAACAGAUGCUUAAGCUCAAAGAUACGAUGGGAGAGACAGAAGCGACUCAAAGUGAUGAAACGCAAAGAAAGCCCAAAGGACCCUGAUGCAGCAAGUAAACGUCCUUGCACAAAUUCAUCUCCCCCACCACUAGCACUCCCUUCCAUUCAAGAGCCUUUGAUCAGCGAAACAGUGUAUGCUACACACAUCAAAGAAAUUCAAAAAGUGUUUACAGGCACUCGUAAGACAGACAUGACACCCACAGUGAUGGCCCACUUGGACAACCUAAUGCAGGAGACAUUCCCACGUAGAAGGAAGCUAAUACUGGCCCCAGACAACAUGGACACAUCAGAACUAGUAGAAAAGCUUUGGAAAGAUUUCCCAUGCCUUCAAAAUGACACAUGCCUAAUGCAGGAGAUCAGACGUUGUGACAUACACCUUGACACAUACUACAAUGACAACUACUUGGGUGUGCUGGAGAACCUUGGUAAACUGUAUGAUAUUCCACACGAUACCGACUUUGACCAUGUUCAAGUCCUUAAGGAGACGGAAGUGCGCCUGAAUAAACGCAUCAAAAAAACAGAGGUCAUCAAGGUCUUGAAGCUCAACUCGGACUCCAUGGACUCGAAAGUAAAUGGCCAGACAUCACCUAGCCUCGUCAUUACAACUGAUGAUAACCUUGUUACAUCUUCUCAUGUCGUGGGUUUUGGGCGGACCCUUGUUGAGAUGCAGGGGGAAGGUGCGUUGAAGAGGGGACUGCGGUCGCUUAUGGCAACCUACUACAUCCUUGAUUUCGAGUAUCCUCCAGGAUACUCGAUGAUGCUGAAAUUCAUACAGCACUACCUGAUGGGCAGGAUAGUGAAGGACAUCCCCAAGUCGAUCAAAACAUUGUGCUCCAAGGCUGGAGUGGCUAACAGUGUGGAUUAAGCGGUUGGAAUGCAUCUGAAAACCUGUCUGACACCAUCCAGUGAUAGCAUCUAAAGCGCAUGAUAUGGCAGUAGUUUUAAACUAUGCACUAAGGACACAUCACCUCAAGUAACUCACGCACCAAAUUUGUUCAUUCGUUCUCCUCCGAGAUGUGAAACUAGCACCUCAUGUGUUCAUGAUCCCAGGGCAAAGGUGUUGCUAUAUGUGCUAGUCAGCAGGUGCUAGUUCAAAAUUUUACCAUCACCUGAGGAGAGCCUAAACCGAUACCUGUAUUACAUGAGGCAAUAGGCGCACCUCAAGUGUUCAUGAUUCUGGGACAAAAGUGGUGCUAGUCAUUAUGUGCUAGUCAUUAUGUGCUAGUCAGCAGGUGCUAGUCCAAAAUUUCACUAUCACCUGAGGUGGGCCUAAAUCAUUACCUGUACCACAUGAGGCAAUAGGAGCACCUCAGGUGUUCAUGAUUUUUGGACAAAAGUGGUGCUAGUCAGCAGGUGCUAGUCAGCAGGUGCUAGUCAGCAGGUGCUAGUUCCAAAUUUUACUAUCACCUGAGGUGGGCCCAAAUCAAUACCUGUACCACAUGAGGCACAGAAGCACCUCAAGUGUUCAUGAUUCUGGGACAAAAGUGGUGCUAGUCAUUAUGUGCUAGUCAUUAUGUGCUAGUCAACACAACUGACACAUGAGGUGCAUGAAAUAAGUGCCUCAAGUGUUCAUGAUUUUGGGACAAA
Molecule: messenger RNA, 2384 nt
Organism: Asterias rubens (European starfish)
Lineage: Eukaryota; Metazoa; Echinodermata; Asteroidea; Forcipulatida; Asteriidae
Exons: 10
Coding region: 52-1662 (536 amino acids)
Source: RefSeq, a predicted model, not a curated record